AAAUAUAUCCGUUACAACAUACUUUCAACAUACAGUAUCACAUUUUAAAGAUUCAGAAGUUAAAUUUGAAAAAGCUGAAAUCAACAAAACCCUCGCCAUUUUAAACCUCCCAAAAUUCUCUCUCUUCCACUUCCGAUCAUCAUCACCGGCGCAAUGGAAAACCAGAAAGAAAUGCAAAUACCAGUAUUUACAGUUUGGAAGAACAACGCUAUUCUCAAGAACAUUUUCUUAAUCAACGCCCCUCCUGUAAAUCAAAAUGAAACCCAGCAACAAAAUGAUGAAUUCUGUAAAAUCCAUCAAGAAUUUGAAGAAACAUUAGUUGUUGGGCGACACCCAGAUAGCGAUAUUCGCUUAGAACAUCCCAGUAUUAGCCGUUUUCAUCUCCGCAUUCACUCUAAACCCUCUUCCAAACACCUUUCUAUCACUGAUUUAUCUUCAGUGCAUGGAACUUGGGUGUCAGAUAAAAGGAUAGAACCAAAUAUAAGAACAAGGAUGAAUGAGAGUGAUAGUUUGAGGAUUGGAGGGUCGAGUAGGGUUUACAAGCUGCACUGGAUUCCAUUGAGCCAAGCUUAUGAUGUUUCCAACCCUUUUGUGCCACCCUUGGACUUUGUGCAGUCGCAAGAUGAGGAUGAAGGGAUCAUCAAGGAUGAGAAUUCACUAGGACAGGAAAAUGAGGAGUUACAAGCAGUUGAUUCUGUUCCCAAGGGUGUAGAGUUUGGUGAUUUGUGUGAUGAUGAUAUAUUGGAUGUAGAGAAAGUUGCUCAAAACACAGACAAAAUAGUUAUGGCAGUGGACAAUGACUGUGUUGAAUUGGAAGACCCUGGUAUGGAAGGCUUGAUAUCUUUAUUUCUGGAUGAAAAAUCUCAAGUGUUCGCACAGGAAUUAGUGAGUAAUGAAAAUGUGCAACCUUUGGAUUCUGCUUUGGAAGGUUUGGUGCCCUUAUUUCUGGGUGAGAACUGGGAAUGGAUUGGGCAGGAAGGGAAAUAUAUGGCAUGUCCCAUGGAAGAAGAAUAUCCUCAGUCAGUGAAGCUUGAAGACAUGAGAUCUGUUGGUUCUGUUUUGGAGGGCUUGGAUACCUUGUUUUUGGAUGAAAUCACUGAACAGCUUAUGCAGAAAGAUGAGGAUGAAGAGAUUGUCAUGGAUGAGGAACCUCAAGGAAAGGAAAAUGAAGAGGUACAUGCAGUUGAAUCUGCUUCAGAGGAUGUGGAGUUUAGUGUUCUAUGUGAUGAUGACAAAUUGGUUGGAGAGCAAGUUGCUCCAAACACAGAAGAAGUGUGGACUUUCUGGUGUGAAUCACCAGCAGCGCUAACAUCACAUCUUGCCACUAAUGAGGCUCUUCUUUGCACUGACAACAAUCACCUUGAUAUAGAAAAGCAGUUCCCAGAAAUAAUAUCUGAUACUAGAGUAUCUUCUGAAAGGAAAUCUUUGGAGAGUGUCAACGUGAAUUCAUCAGUCAAGGAACACAAUGAAGGCAAGCUUUGGAGUUUUUGGUCUGGAAAUAUGGGGGUGGAGUCUUCAGUGUGUUCAUCAUUGUCUGAUGCAAGCUUCUUAUCGGAGUUUGAAAUUAAAUCAUCGAGAAAUGGCUUUGAUAGUCCACCACUCAGCUCUAUUAAAAGGCCAUCUGGUAGUCCUCUGAUAACAUCAGAUCAGAGCAUUUGGUCCCGAAGAGGUAAAUUACAAAGUUCCCCCCAGAUUUUAACGAGUGCGUCUGAAAGAAAUAAAAAGAGAAGUGAUCAGAAGAUUGUCAAGCAUGAACCUGUUACUAGGGCUCUCUUUCAUGAAAUGGAAAGCCAAGAAGAGGAAGAAGUCUUUACUCCAGACAAAGAGCACUUUACCCCUAAUACUCACAAGUCCAUGAGAAAGUUGGCUAUGUUGAAAGAAGUAAAAAAUUCAAGUUCAGGGAAAUCACCCCUUUUAAAGAUGAUUGGAAGCCCAAAAUUCUACUAUGAAGACAGCUUGUCUCCUUCAUCAGAUAAAGAGAAUUACUCACCCAAAAAAUCUCUGGAGAAGAAAACAGCACACCGUGCUUCUUCUAAUCAAGCAAAAUCACUUAGGCUAAGGGAGAAAAAACAUGAAAGGAUGCCUUUUCAAUCCCUUCUGGCAGAUUCACCUCAGAAUAGUAAAUCUGAAACUUGCAUUCCUGGUGCUGCUAAAGUCUCAAGCAAGACUGAUAUACCGGACAAAUGCUUUGGAGAAAAAACCCGACAAUGGAGUAUGCUAGUGGACACUACUACUCUACUGAACAAAGAAUCAAGAAAGGCAUUGCAGCUGCUUGAAGGUCUCAAGGGAACUCAACUCAUCAUCCCCAAAAUAGUCAUAAAGGAUCUUGCUUGUUUGAAACGACAAACGAGUUUCUUCAGAAGAAAUACAGAGGUAUCAUCUGCAUUAGAAUGGAUAGAAGAUUGCAUGGUUAAAACAAAGUGGUGGAUCCAUGUUCAAAAUUCCACAGAGGAACAGCGCUCUGUUGCAAUAACCCCUCCAGCAUCACCUUACUCUCAAGUCAGUUGUGGGACAGCUGCAGGCUCCUUUUCCUUCUCCGCCCUUGAAUUUCGACCAGAACUUCUCUCACCCUCUACAGAAGAUCAUGUACUUGACUAUGCUCUCAGCUUCAGGAAGAAUAAGAAUGACGGACAGCUCGUCCUUCUCAGUAAUGACAUCACUUUGAAGAUUAAGGCCAUGGCAGAGGGUAUAAUUUGUGAGCCGGCUGAGGAUUUCAGGGAAAGUUUGGUGAACCCAUUCUCUGAGAGGUUCCUGUGGACUGACAGCUCCCCAAGAGGUCAAACCUGGUCUUACUCAGACGACUUUGUUCUGAGAGAGAAAUUUUAUCCAAGCUCAUUGAAGAUGACACCCAAGGCUAUGGAGAAUGUCAAGGGCCUGAAACUGAUCCUGCUUCAUAAUUCACAGUAUUAUGAACGAAUGACUGCAAUUCGUUAGGUGAUUUAGGUUCAUAGCUGGGGCAGGGCAGGUUGUGUAAAGCUCAAGUUUGGUUAAAAUCAAGGCCUCAAAUUUUAUACUACAUACUUAAAUGUAUCAAUUCCCUUGAUGCUCAUUCCUGAUAAUUUUCUUAUCCCUAGAAAUAAAUAAAUUCAUUCAAUAUGAAUCUCCUUUUUUGCUAUUCAUGCUAAAAAAAAUCUGAUCUCUCUUAAUUAUCUCUCUUAAAUUCUCAAUGAUGGGCAUAUUAUUGUGAAAUUCUUACGACGUUCUCAUACGGUAGGGUUCGUGUUUGAUUUUCAUCAAUUCUUUCACUUAAAAACUUUUGUAUCUGAAUUAUUUUUUAAAAGAAAUUAAGAUAAUUGUGUUUGACAAUUUGAAUUUUGUAAGG
This is a messenger RNA of Chenopodium quinoa (quinoa), 3322 nucleotides long. Its product is annotated as FHA domain-containing protein PS1-like. The record is from RefSeq and is a predicted model, not a curated record. Gene Ontology annotation, molecular function: protein binding. The transcript has 7 exons. Bases 154 to 2934 code for a protein of 926 amino acids. Lineage: Eukaryota; Viridiplantae; Streptophyta; Magnoliopsida; Caryophyllales; Amaranthaceae. Gene Ontology annotation, cellular component: nuclear membrane.